AUGCCAACUCAGCAGUUCCAUCUUCUCGGGGAGGAGCCCUCCUCCGCCAAACAGAUUGAUGUCUCCGUCAAAACUCUCGUCGAUCUGAAAGACUUGAUUGCGGCGCAUUUUGCCAUCGUCGAGCCUAGCGGCAUCGGCUUCCAAUCCCAAAACACCAUCCUCCACGACAUCCCGUCCAUCACGUCCACUGCCUCCCCCGUGGCAAUCACCAUCGACGGCCACGCAGUCCGCGAUGCCCCCGGUCCCCCCGGCCUCCCCUAUGUGGGUAACUAUCUCGAAGUCUACCCCGACCACCUGGGUAACCACCAGCGUCUCUUCGAUCAAUACGGACCAUUGAUCAAAACGACAAACAUGGGACGCGUGACAUACCAAACCAACGACCCGGUCCUGUCUGCCAUCGCUUUCGCCGAGUCUGACUUUUUCACGAAAUACAUCAACCCCGCGCAUCCGUUAUACGCACUCAAACAGCCCUCGGCGGGUAUCUUUCUCGGCGACACUGACACGCCCGAGUGGAAGGUGACGCACAAGUUCCUCCCGCCUGCACUCGGCCCAAAGGCAGUGCGGCACUAUACGCCCACCAUGCAGACGACCGUCGAAGAUGCCUUCACUGUCUUCGACGCCUUCGAUGAGAAAAACGAAGCCUGGAACGUGUACCAGUACAUGCUGAAACUGGGCUCGCAAGCCGUGGGCAAAAUCACCCUCGGCAUUGACUUUCAGCAUUUCUCGGCCCCGGACACGCCGCUGCAUGAGAUGGUGCAUGAUAUUGCGGAGUUGCUUUCGUUGAAUAAAAAGGUUACCUCUCGGGGUGAUUGGUAUGGGAAGCUGCCGUUUGGGGAGCCGGCGCGGUUGAAGCAGGUGAACAAGAAGAUUGUGGAGAUGGUGGGGGAGUCGAUACGGCGGGCUGAGCGUGGUGGUGUGACGGAUCUGCCAUUGCAGGACGCGGCGCUGGAGGCGUCGAAUAUGGUUGACUAUGCCAUCCGCGCAACCGAUAACAAAGGCGACAAACUCCCCAAAUCCAACCUUGUCUGGUCACUCGUCGUCGCGACAGCCGCCGGCUUCACGACCACCAGCUCGCUCCUCUCAUGGUUGAUCUACGGGCUCGUCACGUACCCAGGCAUGCAGGACAGACUCCUCCAAGAACUCAUCGACCACGGCAUCGACGAGAAUACCACCAUCACCGCCGACCUCACCGACCGCCUCACCUUCCUGGACAAGUACAUCAAAGAAACCCAACGCAGGCACAACCCAUCCUACCAGCCCGGCCGCACAGCAAAGAUCGAUACCAUCCUGCCAGGUGGCUACAAGAUCCCCAAGGACUCGGUGCUCAUUCCCGCCUUACACCACAUCCACAAUAACCCCAAUCUAUGGGAUAACCCGCAUCAAUUCAGCCCUGAUAGAUGGGAUACUGAGGAAGUGAAGAACAGGCAUAAAGCUGCGUAUAUCCCCUUCGCGAUGGGUCCGAGAAUGUGUAUCGGGUUCAAUUUCGCACUGCAGGAGAUCAAAGUGUUCCUGCCGAAGCUGAUCUAUCGGUAUAAGUUUAUCAGAGAGGGAGAUGGGACGGUGGAGUAUGAUCCGAUGUUCCAGUUGAUCAGGCCGAAUAAUUUGUAUGUCAGGGCCGAGAGAAGGGUGAAGUGGCCGUCUAAGAGUGACCUUUGAGGCUGUGCUUGACCAUCAUUAUUAUUACGCUGUUUAGAAGAAGACAGAUAGUCUAUCCUAUAUAUAACUGAGUUUUUGUCCAAUAUUUUCUGAAACAAGAUGGUCUCCAGACGACAGUAAAGCCCCCAACGGAUAAAUCCAUCGCAAAGACCAGAGAAAGAUACAAACCUCCUGCCCUCCCUUCCAUCUGCCCUCGCGCUCUAACACUUCCUCUCCCGAUGAACUUCCUGCCGAACUAAAUGAGGUGCAUUUACUUUCGGAGGUGUGCUAGGAGUGUGGGUAUGCGGUUGAUGGGAUGCCGUUUCGGAUUGUUCAGUAUGGGAAUGAGAAGGCGGCGUUGCGUAGGAGGGUAUAGGAUCAGAACAUUU
Aspergillus wentii DTO 134E9 is the source of this 2024-nucleotide messenger RNA. Its product is annotated as cytochrome P450. Bases 1 to 1656 code for a protein of 551 amino acids. The record is from RefSeq and is a predicted model, not a curated record. Lineage: Eukaryota; Fungi; Ascomycota; Eurotiomycetes; Eurotiales; Aspergillaceae. The transcript has 3 exons. Gene Ontology annotation, molecular function: oxidoreductase activity, acting on paired donors, with incorporation or reduction of molecular oxygen; iron ion binding; heme binding.